Messenger RNA from Phaeodactylum tricornutum CCAP 1055/1, 744 nucleotides. RefSeq lists its product with no specific name. The record is from RefSeq and is a predicted model, not a curated record. The transcript is spliced from 2 exons. NCBI's taxonomy places the organism in Eukaryota, Bacillariophyta, Bacillariophyceae, Surirellales, Neidiaceae. Bases 1 to 744 code for a protein of 247 amino acids.
AUGACAUCGGCCCGCUUCCUUUUCCUUUGUGCUCUACUGUCUUUCUCGCACGGCCUGCUCCAGCAGAAACCCCUCUUUGCGAAGUCGCUCUCUCGAAGUGGUGAUCGCGUGGUUCUAGGCCGAAAAACAGCCUCUUCGGCGACAGCUGCAAGCGCACCAGUAGACACGGAAGAGUGGACAAAGAAACGGUUGCACAACACGGCGGCUUUUCGCUCUCUGGCUAUACUAGGAGCGGUGGCCGUGGCUGGAACGAAAUCUUCGGCACAAUUCUUGCCAGCGCAAGCUACAGCUAGCAUUCAUGUCCUCUCUUUUGCUACCUGGUUCGGUACAGUAGCAUACACGACAUUUGUUUUAGGAAUUACCAUGUUCAAGAACUUGCCUAGGCAAACAUUCGGAAAACUACAAGCCAAACUCUUUCCAACGUACUUUGCCCUGUCCUCGGUCGCCCUUGUUCUGCAGCUUGCGACGGCCAAAGCAAUGCCGGUGUUUGCCUCAAAGUCCAUGACAGCCCUCGGGGUUGCCUUGGCGAUGACAGCCUUAAACCAGUUUUACCUCGAGCCCGUUUCGACUAUAAACAUGAUGGAACGUUAUAGUUUGGAAAGUCGUGGCGAAAAAGAGAGCAAUGAGUACAAAAGACUGAAAGCCCAAUUUGGCAAGUUUCACGGCAUGUCCUCGCUUACGAACCUGGUAGCUCUAUGUGGUGGCGUUGCCCAUGCAAUCUACAUGGCUGCGGCUCUAAUUUGA